CAUUUGUCUACUUAACCAUCGAACACUUCGACCUGUUCGUCACUCUUUCAGAUAUACACUGAAUUAAGUUCUGGUACCAAGCAGGCGUAGUUAAUCAGCACCCCUAUUUCAGAAACAUUAUGUCACCAUUAACUUCUUUAGCGGUAUAUGCAGUGCUAGCUUUGGCUGGUCAUGCUGCUGCUGCCACUAACAAAUCUGGAAAGCUUAGAGUUACUGGCGUAGGUAGAUCGGACAUCGGUACCACACUCACACAACUGACAAUGGGGAUACAGCGCUCAUCGACUUGUGAUAUUACCCUGCCCCCGGAUCAAUGUUCAGCAUUGGAGAUCCAAGACAAGAUAAAUGCGGUUACUCGACCAUUAAUUUCCUAUCUCAGCGGACUUGAAGGCGUCAAGUCUGUGCAAGCGGAUGGUCUUAAUAUCGAGCAACAAAAUGAGAGGCGGCCAAUCUCUAUAGACAACACUGAUUGUGCACCUUGUAUAGACACCAGCGACAACGACCGUGAAGUAUCCAGAGAAAAUGUGUACCGGACUGUCCUCACUGGCUACACAGCUGAAUCUACUAUAGUGGCUGUUGUACCAAGCUCGGCAAUCGGCGAGAUUAUCGAUCAAUCGUUACAGUUCGGUGUUAACGAUGUGUAUGAUGUAUCAUUCUUUGUAGACGCAAAUACCCUGAAUGAAGCGAAAUACAAAGCGAUCGCCUCGGCAACAACGAAUGCGGUUAACCAGGCCAGUGCUGCGUUAGGAGUCUAUGAUGAGAUGAUUUUGUACACUAACCUUGCAGAAAUCCCAUUUGACAGAGAUUACGGAUUCGAUGAGGUGCCUUACACAGAGGGACCUGCACUUAUUGGAGAUGAUGCGGUACUGCAAACGGUAGUAGACGGCAAAUUAAUCGGCGGUAUUCGAACGAUAGAGUAUAAAGUGAAGCUCGAUUUAGUGACUUCAAGUUUCUAAAACGACCGCAUUAUAGAUGCAUUGGAUACACAUCACGACAAUAAAACAAAAGUAUCUAAUGUUUACAACACUAUCCAGACUACCCUGAGAGAAAUCUUUCUACAUGUACAAAGAAUAAAAGUAUUUAUUCC
Sphaeroforma arctica JP610 is the source of this 1084-nucleotide messenger RNA. RefSeq lists its product as hypothetical. The transcript has 3 exons. The record is from RefSeq and is a predicted model, not a curated record. The coding region runs from base 120 to 953 and encodes 277 amino acids. NCBI's taxonomy places the organism in Eukaryota, Ichthyosporea, Ichthyophonida.